Molecule: messenger RNA, 822 nt
Organism: Stegodyphus dumicola
Lineage: Eukaryota; Metazoa; Arthropoda; Arachnida; Araneae; Eresidae
Source: RefSeq, a predicted model, not a curated record
AUGUAUGACAACGCAAAACUUAUUGCAGGUGCCUCAGGCGAAGUAGGUGCACAAAGCUCAGGAUGUAUGGGAGCCUCCGCAGGUGCUCAUGUCGCUAGAGAAUAUGUGGAUCACGAAGACCACAUAUGUGAUCAUGAAGGCCAUGUGGGUAAUGAAGAUUAUAUACUUCAAGUUGCACAAGGCCAAGCAGAUAUACAAGAUUACCGAACUAAUAAGACCUACGAUGUUGCAAAACUUAAUGCACGUGCCUCAGCCGCUGCAGCAGCACAACGCCAAUCCGAUUUACAUGGUUACCGAACUAAUAAGAAUAAUGAAGUCACCAAACUUAAUUCAGGUGCCUCAGCAGUUGCAGCUGCAAAAAGCCAAGUAGAUCUGCAUGGUUACCGAACUGGCAGAAAUUAUGCAGUUCCAUAUCCUAAUGCAGGUGCUUUAGCCGCUGCAGCUGCACAAAGCCAAGGAGGUCUACAUGGUUACAGAACCAAUAGAAACUACGAAGUUCCAUAUCCUAACGCACGUGCUUUAGCCGCUGCAGCUGCACAAAACCAAGCAGAUCUACGUGGAUACCGAACUAGCAGGAAUUACAAAGUUGCAAAUCUUCGUGCAGGUGCCGCAGCAGCUGCAGGCAGUGGAGGAUCAUUUGGUUAUGCAGGACACCAUGCGAAUGAAUUAAUACAUCAUGCAAAUCUUCCUGUUUCGCCGGUUCAUGGACUUUCUCAUUAUCAUGUAUAUGCAGGUUAUUAUAAAUUAUUUGUUGAUCCAUAUUUUGGUGGAAGCUUGCACUCUCAUCAGCUACCUUUGGGACAAUUUAUUUUACCAUUAUAG